CGAGGAUCACAUCUCAUGUUUCAUCGAGUAUUUUUGAAGUUUGAGACCUGCCGACUUCAUUGUUCGGUGGGAGGGCAGCCUGGGAUCUGUUCUGCAAUCGAGUCACGAUGGGUCCUCGACGAGCAGCUCGGUCCGGCUUGAUGGCGUUGGCACUGUUGUGCUGCAUUGUCGGAACAUGCUCUCAAAGCACUCAUAAAUUCAACAUCACCAAGAUGCUGUCAGGCCACCCGAGAUUCAGCGUGUUCAGAGAGAUGCUGAGUUCCCACGGCGUGGCGGCGGAGAUCAAUGGUCGAAAGUCCGUCACAUUACUGGCUCCCGCCAACAAUGUCAUGAGAGCCUUCCGGACCAGCAAUAACAAGACGGACGCUAUCAAAAUCACCGAUCUCCUCCGCUUUCAUGUGCUGCUCACCUACUUUGACAUGGCAGAGCUCAGGGCCCUGAAGACGACCAACUACACCUCCGUGACCACCCUUCUGCAGACCACUGGAAGGGCCAGCGGAAACAAUGGGUUCGUCAACAUCUACAAUCUGAAGUCGCGUGUCAAACUUGGACCUUCGGUUCCAGACUCCUCUUCCAACGUCACCGUGCUGGCUGGAGUUCAGAAGUCGCCUUUCGACGUCAGCAUUAUCGAGAUUGAUCAGGUUCUUCUGCCUGUGGGAUUCAACAAUGCCUCAGGAGACUUGAUUGCAGUGCUGGACUCGUUCCAGGAGUUCACUCUCCUCAUCAGCUACCUCCAGGAAACGAAAGUCGACGCCGUGUUUGCAGAGAAGCAGGCGGAGGGAAUCACAAUUUUCGCACCCAGGGACUCUGCUUUCAAUUCUCUGGCCACUGGGUCCAUCCAAACUCUCAGCCUCUCGGAACAGAAACUUCUGCUGGAGUACCAUGCUCUCGAUGGAUAUGAAAGUCUCGACUCUCUGGAGACUAUGCUCAACAAACCCACUAAGACUUUAGCCUCGGCAGACGCAGCAGGCUAUAUUCUCAACGUCAGCGCUACCCCUGGACAGAGUACUGUGAGGCUGCGCACUGGAGUCUCUGUGGCGACCGUCCUCGAAAUUAUUUACGACGCGAAUCCUGUUACCAUGUACGCCAUAGACGAAGUUCUUCUUCCUCUUAACCUCUUCACACCUGCACCUCUGGCUUCCCCAGCCCCUGCCCCUGCUCCCAAGAAAUCUGCAGUCAAGUCUCCCCCUGCUCAUAAGGUUCCGGCGACGGUAACACCAGAUUCAGCCUCCUUGGCUGAAAGGAGCUUGUUGGUAACAAUGGCUGCUCUGAUUUCAUCAACUCUUGCCGUCAUUCUGUAAUCUGAGGUAUUUGGCUUCGAUAGAAUGUAGAAAGUGGCCCCUCUUUGGCCAGGCUAAGCGCGAUCUCCAUUGGAUCUCCAGUGACGGAUUUACAUUCAGAUAGAUUUCAUUACUCUCUUAUCACAUUCGAACAUGCACUUACUGAAGGUCUUGUCAUCUUGGUGCCUUAGUCCGCACAGAGCUCCUCGAUUUCAUUAUUCAGGCGGUCUUACACCCAUGGUUUCGGAGUGUUAUGUUCUAUUACUAGCUCCAAAUUUUACAUGAAAUUUACUUUAGCAUUCGUGGGUUCAUGGUGGAAACGACUUACUUAUAGAUGAUUAGGGGAUUGAAAGCCGACAACAAAGUUAAGCGGUGUUUCAUUUUCACAUGUUUACAGUGUGAAAGAUCUAUAGACAGUUUCUGCAGUUCAACACAUAUGUCGACAUUGUCUUCAACGACUGACAUCGAACUGAAUGUCUAAUCCAUGGGACACAUGGACUGUGGACUAUGAGACGUGAGAUAGUGGAAUAAGAUACGAGAUAAGCAUCCAGAUAUAUAUUCCAGUAUGGUGUUCGUUAAUCAUUCUUCCGUGUAGACUUGCGAGAAAUCGAAUCAAGAAAAACUCCGUAGUCCAAAAUCAUAAAAAAUAAUUGAAGUGCAACUAUCAGCUUCUUAAUGUGGUUCACAUUGCGCAGGUUUUGGAAUGUUAUGAUUGCAUGUGUUUGGAUUUCAUCUCCCACUUUUGCGUAUUUAAUACACUGGCC
This is a messenger RNA of Marchantia polymorpha subsp. ruderalis, 2044 nucleotides long. NCBI's taxonomy places the organism in Eukaryota, Viridiplantae, Streptophyta, Marchantiopsida, Marchantiales, Marchantiaceae. The record is from the annotation of a GenBank genome assembly.